UGGAGCUUCGCCCACCUUCCCCAGUGUGACGGACCCCGGAGCCGGGGCCUAUUGCGCAAGCCGAAGGCACUCGGCUAGGAGACUGUAGCUGUCUAGGCGGCUCGCCUCACACUGCGGCGGGACCUGUGGCGGGCUCCGCGCCGGAAGCGGAAGCUGGGGGGCGGGCCCGGGGCAACUGGAGCCCGCGGCAGUUAAUUUUUUUUUACCGUGUGGUCUUGCUUCCUCCGACCCGACUUUGCUGAAGCUGCGAGAGAUGGUCCGGUCCGGAGCUCGCCCGGGCCAGGUGUUAUCUUCAGGAAAGCACACAAGACCUACUAAAUUAACAAAUGGAAAGAAAGGGACCCACUUAAGAAAGAUUUCACAUAUUAAUCCUGAUUCUGCCUGUCCUGUCCAUUCUGAUUCAGAAAGCCAGACUGAAACUAUACAAGGGCUUGAUGGUUGUGCUUCUUUGCUGCGGGACAUUAUGAGAAAUGAAGAUUCAGGUUCAGAAAUAGCAUAUUCAGAAAACAAAUGUAUUCACAGACAUUUAGAAGACAGACGAUAUGGAACUAAGAAGAAAGGACAUGAGAAACUUACUGUACCAUUAGUAGUCCGGAAAGAAAUGUUAUCUUCAAAAAAUAAGAAACAGAUACCCAGUGAAGUUUCUGCUAGAAUUGAAAGAGACUUGUCAGAUACAGCACAAAACUGGUCAUUUCAAGAUCAUUAUAGAAUGUAUUCACCUAUAAUAUACCAAGCCCUCUGUGAGCAUGUACAGACUCAGAUGUCACUGACAAAUAACUUGUCUGCAAAGAGUAACUCUGCAAGUCCUGCUGUAUCUUUCCACACAGUGUCUAGUUUUGAAUCUCAGGUAAAUCCACAAGCUAACUGUGGUGUAUCUACCUCUACCCCAGCUCAGUUACUUCAGCAACCACCCUACCCACCAAUGGUCCAUUCUGCAGUUCAGACCGAUAGUGACUAUCAGUUUCUAUCAAAAUCUAAAACAAUGUCUGUGAAUUAUAAUGAUUUUCUAAAGAAUUCAUUCAGUGUUGAUGUUGGAGCUCCAUAUAGACUACCCAAAACUGACAAGCCAGUUCUUCAAGCCCAUCAGCUGGAUUUUAUUAAUGGAACUCUGCCACAAGGUGUUCCUAGUGAACCAGAUCUGCAGAAGUGUUUCCAAACAUAUAUGAAUCUGUUGUGUUCUCAAGAACAAGCAAGUCAAUCUAAUAGUCAGACACAUCAAAGCUCUACACUCUUAGAAUCAGCUUUCUUGGCCACCAAUGAAGAACAGUGUGGAGAAGGACAAAGUGGAGAGAUCACAAGUGAUGGAAAGGAUUUAAAUGCACAUGUACAAAAUUCAAGAAUAAAGGAUGUGCAGAAGGCAAAAGAUGUGAACCAGAGUACUGAAAAAAUUAGAACUAUAAAGUAUUUGUUGGGAGAGCUUAAGGCCUUGGUAGCAGAACAAGAGGACACAGAAAUUCAAAGGUUGAUUAUAGAAUUGGAGACAUGUAUAUCUCUACUUCCAAUAAUAAAAAGAAACACAAAUGUUCAAGUUGAAAUAGCAUUGGCCAUGCAACCACUAAGAAGUGAAAAUGCUCAGUUACGCAGACAGUUGAGAAUUUUGAACCAGCAGCUUAGAGAACAAAAAAAAACUCCAAAGGCAACUGGUUCUAUGGAGUGUAAUCUUGAAUUGUUUUCUCUUCAGUCAUUGAACAAAUCACUGCAAAAUCAAUUACAGGAGUCCUUAAAGAGCCAGGAAUUAUUACAGAGAAAAAAUGAAGAGCUUUUAAAAGUAAUUGAAAAUCAGAAAGAUGAAAACAAGAAGUUUGCUGAUGUAUUUAAAGAGAAAGAUCAAACUUUACUUGAAAGUAAGCAGCAAUUUGAUAUUGAGAUAACAAGAAUGAAAAUUGAAUUCGAGGAAGCUUUAGUCAAUGUGAAAAGCUCUCAAUUUAAGUUAGAAGCUGCUGAAAAGGAAAACCAAAUAUUGGGAAUAACUUUACGUCAGCGUGAUGCUGAGGUGACUCGACUAAGAGAAUUAACCAGAACUUUACAGAGCAGUAUGGCAAAGCUUCUCUCAGAUCUUAGUGUGGACAGUACUCGAUGCAAGCCGGGGAAUAAUCUUACCAAAUCACUUCUGAACAUUCAUGAAAAACUUCAGUAUGACCCAGUCCCUAUUCACACAUCCAUAAUGAGCUACCUAAAUAAGUUAGAAACAGAUAAUAUGUUCACACAUUCAGAGCCACUCUCUACAGUUAACAAUGAAGAAAACACAGUACCUUCUAGAUCCUGUGAAGAUAUUCUGCCUUCUAAAGGCUCUCAGCAUAGUAGGAGCACAGAGGAACUAUCACCACCUGGAAUCAUUUCUACCCUUUCAAAAAAUUCUGAUGAGGAAAUCGAAGUUAUGACUUUAGUUGAAGAUGAGUGCAAUUUGGAUAAUACAAUUUACAUCCCAUUUGCUAGAAGCACUCCUGACAAGAAACCACUGUCUAAAAGAUUAUCCCCACAGUCUCACAGCAGUGUAAAUCCAUCUCAUCUGAUUAGCAACAGUGGCCUUGCUAUCUCUGAAAAAGAAAAUACACUGUGCGUAGCUGGAGUUUGUUCUUUUUCCAAAAAGGAAGCAGAAGAUACACCUGAGAAGCUUUCCAGAGCAGCUGAUCUGGAGGAUAAGCAGCUCCUCAAGAAAAUAAAGGAAGUAAUUGGUAAAAUCCCAUCUGCCACCGAGAAGCCAGAGGACCUUGCUGUGCAGCUUGGUCCCUCGGUUUGUCCGGGCAGCAACACUCAAGUGAAAAAUAGAGCCAUCUCUGAAGGUAGCUUUUUAAAUUCUGACUUGAUGUCAGAUUGGAGCAUCUCAUCUUUUUCUACAUUCACUUCCCGAGAUGAACAAGACUUCCGAAGUGGUCUUGCAGCCCUUGAUGCCAAUAUUGCAAGACUCCAGGAGUCCUUAAAGACUGACUUUCUGGAGAAAUGAAUUUAAAAGUAAACAGAUUGAGUACUUUUUUUGUUUUUUAAGAAUAGAACUUGAUUACAUUGAAUGUAUACUUUAAAUUUAUUUAGAGAAAUAAUGUUUUAUGUUAAUUAUGGAAUAAUAGAUUGUAUGAAUAAAAUUGAUUAUUGGAAUAUAUUGAUAUGGGAGCUUGUAAAAACAAGUCAUCUUGAAAAAUUGACAUUUUCUAAAAGAAUUUUUUAGAUAACAAGGGUAAAAUUUAUUGUAAAUAACAUAUUAUUUUGGUCCUUAGCAGUUAUAGGGGUUGUUCUUAUUUACCCAACUGGUGUAAAGGUGCAGCAUGGGAGGAUUCUUUUCUUAUCCUGAAGGAUAAUAAGGGAAUCUAGGUCCAAUUUUAUUAAAAUCAAACUAGUUUCUUUCAUGAUUCCUGUUUCUUUUUUCUUUUUUUUUCUUUUUUUUUCCUGUUUACUUUUUCAAUGGUGCAUUGUAUUUUUAUGUGAUACGCUCUGUGCUCCAAGCUAGUGUUGUUGAUGAAAUAUAUAAACAUCUCUUUUAAGAGGAAAAGUGCCAAUAUCUGUAUCUUUUAAAAGCAUUGAUUGGUCCAAGAAAAUGCAAAAUAACAUCCUAAUGUACCAUAUUUUAAACAUUGUCACUUUUACUUAUUUUUAUCUGAUGCACGUUUAAUUAUGAUCUUUAAGCAAAGUUGAACUAAAAAAUGCUAACAGUCCUUAGGUUUUGAAAUUUAGGUCUCUUCAAUAAGAAAUAUUUACUUGGUUUUUGUCAUUCUUAUAUGACAAAAUAUCUGAAUGUGGUAAGUGUUUAUAAAUCUUAUAAUAGUUAUAAUUCUGCCUUUCUAAACCAAUUGUUUCAGCAACUUACCUGAGAACAUUUUCAGUCUAUAAGAAAUAUGAACUAAGUUGUCUCUGUUCCUCUUACUCUUCCUACUACUUGGUAUAACCCCCUUCAUAAAUAGCAUAUUUUUACUCUUGGAAAACUGAGUGUUCUGCUGGCACUAAUACUCCAUAUAAGUUACCUGCCUGGUGUCAGUGUGUUUAGUGCUUGGGCAGGCAUUAGUGUUCUGCUUGUCCCAGAACCUUCCCUGCUACUUUUGAAAGUGUUGAUUAUUUCUUGGAUAGAGACAGUCAGAAAUUGAGAGGGAAAGGGGUGAUAGAGAGGGAGAGAGACAGAGAGAUACCUGCAGCCCUGCUUCAUCACUUGCAAAGCUUUCCCACUGCAGCAGGUGGGGACCGGGGGCUCGAACCUGUGUCCUUGCGCAUUGUAACCUCUGUGCUUAACCAGGUACGCCACCACCUGGCCCCUCGUGUUAAUGUUUUUUUUUUUUUUUUUCCUCCUCCAGGGUUAUUGCUGGGCUCGGUGCCUGCACCAUGAAUCCACCGCUCCUGGAGGCCAUUUUUUUUCCCUCCUUUUGUUGCCCUUGUAGCUUCGUUGUGGUUAUUAUU
This is a messenger RNA of Erinaceus europaeus (western European hedgehog), 4380 nucleotides long. RefSeq names its product coiled-coil domain containing 14 (gene CCDC14). Lineage: Eukaryota; Metazoa; Chordata; Mammalia; Eulipotyphla; Erinaceidae. The record is from RefSeq and is a predicted model, not a curated record. Gene Ontology annotation, biological process: protein localization to centrosome. The transcript has 13 exons. The coding region runs from base 254 to 2944 and encodes 896 amino acids. Gene Ontology annotation, cellular component: centriolar satellite.